AUGGCGCCUAAAGAUCUGGUGGAGAUGAAGAAGCAGCUGGAAGAGAUGCUUCAAAAAUGGUUUAUUUGUUCAAGUAACUCCCCGUGGAGAGCAUCAGCGAUCUUGGUCUCCAAGAAAUAUGGCACUCUCCAUGAUAUCCUGGUGUAUUCUAUGAACGAGAAGGAACACAGAGAACACUUGAAAGUUGUAUUACAGACUUUGAGGGAGCAACAGUUAUAUGCUAAGUUCAGUAAGUUUCACUUUAAGGAGAAAGAAGUUCAAUUUUUGGGGCAUGUUGUGCCCAAUCAGGGAAUAGUGGUAGAUCCUGAGAAAAUUGUUGCGGUCAAAGAAUGGAAGCAGCCUAUGAACCUUACAAAGGUGAGAAGUUUUUUAGGACUAACCGGUUAUUAUAGGAGAUUUAUAGAGAAUUUUUCCACUAUUGUAGCACCCAUGACCAAGUUGACAAGCAAGACUGCGAAGUUCUUAUGGACAGAUGAUUGUGAGAGAGCUUUCCAGGAGUUAAAGCAGCGGUUGACUACAGCAUUGGUGUUAACUAUACCAGUAUAA
Molecule: messenger RNA, 546 nt
Organism: Camellia sinensis
Lineage: Eukaryota; Viridiplantae; Streptophyta; Magnoliopsida; Ericales; Theaceae
Source: RefSeq, a predicted model, not a curated record